Messenger RNA from Meyerozyma guilliermondii ATCC 6260, 2112 nucleotides. RefSeq lists its product as uncharacterized. The record is from RefSeq and is a predicted model, not a curated record. Lineage: Eukaryota; Fungi; Ascomycota; Pichiomycetes; Serinales; Debaryomycetaceae. Gene Ontology annotation, cellular component: peroxisome. The coding region runs from base 1 to 2112 and encodes 703 amino acids. The transcript has a single exon. Gene Ontology annotation, biological process: fatty acid beta-oxidation using acyl-CoA oxidase; lipid homeostasis. Gene Ontology annotation, molecular function: fatty acid binding; acyl-CoA oxidase activity; FAD binding.
AUGUCGGCUACAAACAGUGUGAGCUUUGCUCCACCUCCAGAUCCUGCCAGUCUUCUUCGUCGUGAAAGAGAAAAUGCAUCUAUUGAUCCAUUGGCCAUGCACAGGUUCAUCGAGGGAAGCGCUGAAAAAUCGAGUCAAAUCUUAAGGUUGUAUAGUUCAUUGGAAAGAGACCCGGUAAUGGCUGCGAGUUACCGUGACUACGAAUUGGACCUUGAGGAACAGCGGGAGCUCACUACCAUGCGUAUCAAUAGAAUGACAAGGUACAUUGAGACGGAUACGGCGUCUGAUUUUGCACGAAGAUUGAACCUUGUGACGAUUUAUGAUCCUUCGAUGGGAAUUCGUAUCAGUGUUAAUCUUGGAUUAUUUCUCAACUGUAUUAGAGGCAAUGGUACAAGUGACCAGUACGAGUAUUGGGCGAAACAUCAUGAAUCUGCCAUUAUGAAACAAAUGUACGGUUGCUUUGGAAUGACAGAAUUGGGCCAUGGUUCCAAUGUUGCUGGCUGCGAAACCACCGCUACUUUUGAUAAGGAAAAGGAUGAGUUUGUUAUCAAUACUCCACACAUUGGAGCCACAAAAUGGUGGAUAGGUGGUGCUGCGCAUUCUGCCACUCAUUCGGUGGUAUAUGCUCGUUUGCUUGUCGAUGGUAAAGAUUAUGGAGUCAAGACUUUUGUUGUUCCUCUCCGUGACUCGAACCACGAUUUGCUUCCCGGUAUUAGUGUGGGAGAUAUAGGUGCCAAAAUGGGCCGUGAAGGUGUGGAUAAUGGGUGGAUCCAGUACUCCAAUGUGAGAAUUCCUCGGUUCUUUAUGCUUCAAAAAUGGUGCCGAGUUUCUGCUGAGGGUAAGGUUACUCUUCCACCAUUGGAGCAAUUGUCUUAUAUCUCACUUUUAGGAGGCAGAGUGAUGAUGGCUGUGGACUCGUAUCGUAUGAGUGCCCGGUUCAUCACUGUGGCUCUCAGAUAUGCCGUGGGAAGACGUCAAUUUAAAAGUCAAAGUACUCGCGAUGGUAAGGAAACCCAGCUUCUUGAUUACCCACUUCAUCAGAAACGACUCUUACCAUACCUUGCAUUGGCUUAUGCCAUGGCGGUGGGUUCUAACAAGUUGGAAAUUCAACAUGGAGAAAUUGUUGCAAACCUUGAAAAGGCCGUAGCCAACAAUGAUAAAAAAGGCAUUGAGCAGUCAAUUGCCCUAACAAAAUCACUCUUUGUUGACUCUGGGUCUCUCAAAUCUACCUAUACCUGGCUCACCGCCGACUGUAUAAACGAGGCAAGACAGCUGUGUGGUGGACUUGGAUACUCAUCGUACAAUGGUUUUGGUAAAACCUAUGGUGACUGGGUGGUUCAAUGUACUUGGGAAGGUGACAAUAACGUAUUGGGAAUGUCAGCUGGUAAGACUAUUAUCAACAACUUGAAGCUUGCAGUUCAAAAGAAUAAGCUGAUAAGUGGUUCUUUAUCGUACUUGUCUCGAGGACGUCAAGGUAUGAGUGACAAGUACGUUUUGGGUCAAGAUUCCGAUGUGGAAAGUCCUGAAAAAGUGUUGGAAGCUUUGGAAACGUUGAUUAUUCGUGUUGCUGGAACUGCCUUGAACACAUUGAGUGACAAUGGCAAUGACUGGGAUAGUAUUAGUCACACUCGUGUUUUGCUUUCCAAGUUGCAAUGCCAUCGCUAUACUCUUUUCACGUUCAUUGAACGUGUAGCGGAAAACAAGGAUACCCAAUUGGAAGAAGCUUUGGUUCUUUUGCUCAAAUUGUACUACCAAGUCAACAUCUUGCAAGCAUUUGCUGGAGAAUUUCUCACCUAUAAUGUCAUGCUGGGUCAAGUGCAAGCUAGCGUAAGCUUGAGAGCCAUUCCUUCCACUUUAACAGCAUUGCGUCCUCAUGCCAUUAUAUUGAGUGACUCGUUCCAGCAGCCCGAUAUGAUCUUGAAUUCGGCAAUUGGUCGCUAUAAUGGUGAUAUUUAUGAAAACUACUAUGGAGUAGUUAAGGCUGCAAAUCCACCUAUCCGUGACAAAGCCCCAUACUCUGCGGCGUUCCAGGCGAUGUUGAACCGACCCGAUUUGCAGACGAGGGAGCGGUUUGAAAAGUGGGGAGCCGCCAAGAUGAAGUUGUCAAAGUAG